Messenger RNA from Nematocida homosporus, 2265 nucleotides. RefSeq lists its product as uncharacterized. The record is from RefSeq and is a predicted model, not a curated record. The transcript has a single exon. Bases 1 to 2265 code for a protein of 754 amino acids. Lineage: Eukaryota; Fungi; Microsporidia.
AUGCCCAAAAAAUCACUGCCCAAUUCAUUAGAUCAGCUGAUCGGUAAUGAUAACUUGACCGAUCAAACUAAGAGAAAUGUUAAGGCUUUACUUAUAACUGCACCUGUACCAGCAAAUCUUAAACUAGAUCGUCUGUCCUUAGCCCAAUCGUAUCUAACCCUUAGCAUGUGGGGUAAAAUCCAAGAUGAAAUCAAGUCAGAAACGACAAAGCGAGAUAGAGAUGCCAUCCAAAUCGCUAAAAUUGAUGCUGAAAUGGCCCGUCUGGAAGGAGAAAAGGCUGCAGCUGAUCAAGAGUUGAAUAAUCUCAAUCAACCUCCAGCAGAUCCAGCAGACCAAAUAGAUCCAGCAGACCAAGCAGCUCAAAUAGAUCCAGCAGAUCCAGCAGACCAAAUAGAUCCAGCAGACCAAAUAGAUCCAGCAGACCAAGCAGCUCAAGCAGCUCAAAUAGAUCCAGCAGAUCCAGCAGCUCAAGCAGCAGAAACCCAGCGUCUUCAAUCUAUAAUUACUGAUCGUGAAAGGAGCAUAGCCGACCUUGCAACAAAGAAAGACGAACUAGAGGUUAGUAGGAAUCAACAUGAAGGUAAUAUUCAGGCCGCAGAAGACAAACGUACAACGAUCAAGUCUAUGCUUUAUCCGUUCUAUGGCAAGAUGCCGGAUGGGAUUAAUCUAAAUCUAGAACAAGAGCUUAAGAGACUAGAAGGCUUGCAUCGUGCUCAGCUUGAUCAUACUGUUUGGCGUGGUAAGAGUAAGGAUCAACAAAAGACCGACGAACAGGUUAAACAGCAACUAAUUACUGAUAUUCAACAGGCCUUGAAGGUCUAUGGUGGAUAUCAUUAUGAGGUAUGGAAGAAUGCAAAUGAUGCGCUAGAGCAGGAGAUCAUUGGGGACGAUUCAGCUAACCCAAAAAUCCCAGAACUAGCUGAUCAACUGGAUGUUAUCAACCGAGCCCGUAUUAUGCCCAUAGUAAAUGAGCACAUACUAUACCUCAUGCACUUACUUAAGGAAGAAGGUCGGCGCAUUCAAAAGCAAAUUGAUAACAGAGAGAAGUCCUUCCAGAUAAACGCAGAGCUUUAUGAACAGGACGAUUUAUUCAAUGAUUUACACUAUGAUACUUGUGAUGAAUAUCUUGACGUUGGUUAUAAAGUUUGGAAAGCUGAGGAGAAUAUGAUAGUGCCUAAAUACUAUUAUAAUAUUGUGACCUCACAACAGGCUAAUGGUUAUAUUCAGAAACUUAAAGUCCAUUUCAAUCACUUAAAAGACUUCUUGGUUGAUGUGAAUGCUGAUCUGAAUAUAGAAAUGGUUAAGGGACGGUUUAAUAAUGGGAUGGAUCAAGCUGUAACUCAGAAUGGCCUUCCUCCAGUUGUCAUUACUCCAAUCAGGAAUAGUUGGUUUAGUAUCAUUAAUGAUGUGUACUGUCACAAAAGCCAUGAUGCUUGGAGUGAGGAUCAGCUCAAAGAUUUGGGGUUAAAUGAACUCCCCUAUACUGGUACGCCGACCCAAACUCCUCAACAACAAUAUCGUGGCCUGAGACCCAAUAAGAACGCCCAAUUGGAUGGUGUUGCCUAUCUCCUUUCCUCUAAAUCCAGCAAGAGGCAGUACAUAAACGAAGAAGGCCGGACCAAGUACUACAGGCAUCAGCUUUCUGAGAUAGCGCAGCCGCGCGAUCUAGAAAGCAAAGAAGUUAGUCAGGCAAAGGCAAAACUUAGUCAGAAGGCAACUUGUCUACGGGCUGCUAUGCUUUUGAUCUUAUCAGUGUUUUUCUUUACUCUUGUGUGGAUUGGCGCUUUCGAGCUCACAGUCGGUGGUGGACGCUUGCAGUUUAUUACGAAUAUGGAUAUUCUUACACGCGUUAUAACGAUUGGUUCGCUUUUGCUUGGCGCGGGUGGCUGUGCUGGGAUAUAUCAGGCGAUCAAAAAGACAAUUCCAGUAGUGAAACUUUGGAACAUCAAACCAGCUCUGCUUUUCGUAGUUCCUUUCGUCGCCGGUGCUCUUCUUGCGCUCAUAUGCACUAUUACUUUGACUCCUGGCUCUUUCCGGGUUAUAGUUAUUGCUCUUGCUGUAAUUACUUGGAUAAUUGAGUGCUUCUACUGGAAAAUCAAUUGUAACUCGCGUUAUAAAGGCGUUAUUGCUAGCCGUUUAAUUAGAUUCCUUAUUGCGACCGCUAUAAUUGCUUUCGGUUUCUUCUUCUUUAUUACAUGGCUCAAUAUUCCGGCCAUCGUGCAGGCUGCUGCUGAUAUUAAGGAUAAGGUUCCAGCGGGUAGUUGA